AGCAUCCUGGGAUAGUACAGAGCAGGAAUUCCCAGGAUUUCCAUGGAGAUUCCCACGAUUCCAUCAAGAAUUCCUGGUAUUUCCUCUUUGGCAGAACAGGAAUUCCCAGGAUUUUGUCUGGGAUUCCCAGGAUUUUCUCAGCACCUCUGGCAGAACAGGAAUUCCCAGGAUUCCUCUUGGACAGAACAGGAAUUCCUGGGAUUCUCUGUGGACCUCUGGCAGGACAGGAAUUCCUGGGAUUUCCUCAUACUGGAAUACUGGGAUUUCCUGGAGAAUACUGGGAAUUCCUGAGGAAUAUUGGGAAUUCCCAGGGAAUGCUGGGAUUUCCUGGAGAAUAUUGGGAAUUCUCAGGGAAUAUUGGGAAUUCCCAGGGAAUACUGGGAAUUCCUGAGGAAUACUGGGAAUUCCUGAGGAAUAUUGGGAAUUCCCAGGGAAUGCUGGGAUUUCCUGGGGAAUACUGGGAAUUCUCAGGGAAUAUUGGGAAUUCCUGGAGAAUUCCUGGAAUACAUGCCUGGAAGUUGAGCUGCCAGAGGGGAAGGGGAAGGAGCAGGGAUUUAGAACAAGGAACAAGCUGGAAUUUUGGGAUCUCCUGGAUUUUCCUCAGCACCCACCAAUCUCUGGGAAGCCGAGGAUGAGCUGGGAAUGGGAAUAUUCCAGGAUAUUCAUGGAAUUAUCAAGAAAACGCACAGCCAGUGAUGCCACUGGGCUUUUCCAGAGGAAACCUUGGAUUUUGGGAUUUUCCUCCAUCCCUGCUGCUCUGUGGCAAUCCGAGACGAGCUGGGAAUAUUCCAGGAUAUUCAUGGAAUUACUGGCUGACCCUAUCAAUGGGGUUUUCCAUAGGAAGCCAUGAUUAGAAACAAUUCCCAAUUUCUUUAGCUAUCCCAAAAAACCCCGUUUAUUAAGAAUUCCCAUUUUCCUUACUUUUCCCGCGGAUUCCAGUUGUUCCCGCUGGAUCCGAGAGCGUUUCCCGGGACAAGGAAUCCGGGAAGAGCGAGCGGAUGAGCGAGGACAUCCGGAUCCAUUCCUGGCCUUGCUCCUAUUACCUGGACAGCUGCAAACAAUGGAUCCCCGGGAAGCUCUCCCUGACUCCCGUUUCCAUCCGAUUCACGGCUGACAAAAACGGGCAACUCCUGGUGGAUUUCCGACUUUCCGGGAUCAGCGAAAUCAAGAAGGAAUUUUCCCAUUUCGUCUUCAGCUCCUUGACGAUCCUGGAGAAGAGCAGCAAGCACUGGUUCAGUUCCCUGCAUCCCAACAGGAAUGUGGUUUUCAAUAUCCUGGAGCAUUUCUGGAGGGAGCAGCUGCUCUCCGAGGCCGGGGCGGGAGCGGCGUUGGAAUACGGAAAAGGGAAGGAAUUAACGGGAAUGUUGGAGGGAUCCCAGAAACGCCUGCAGGACACGGCCCAGGUGCUGCAUUCCCAAGGGGAACAGUUCGAUUCCAUCAUGAGGGGACUCCACAAAAUCGAGGGGGACAUGGAUGUGGCCGACAGGCUGUUGACGGAGCUGGAAUCUCCUUCCUGGUGGCCCUUCAGCAUCAAACUCUGGAAAAACCCUUUGGAAGCGAAACCGAAGGAAAACCCCUCUCCUCCCGAUCCCAAAAUCCAGGAAGGAAUCCUGCUGAGAAUUCCCGUCAUCAUCACCCACGGGCCAGAUUCCAACGCCAAACCUGCCAAACUCACCGUGUUUUCAUCCGCCUUGGAAAUCAGGGAUUGCAAUUCCCAACUCCUGCAGCGCUUCCAGUCGCGGGAUGUGGAUGAAAUCCGCGUGCACACCCCGUACGAGAUCAGCGUCCGGCAGAGAUUCAUCGGGAAACCCGACAUUUCCUGCCGCCUCCUGGCGGCGCGGAUGCCCGAGGCCAUUCCAAUCCUGCAGAUGCAGUUCAGCAGGAAAAUGCAGUUCUUGGAGGAUGCGCUGGGGUUUGCCGGAGCCGGGAAAUCUCCCCAGGGGGAUUUCUGGCGGGCAGGUGGGUGCUGGCGGGGAAUUCCCGGCUCUGAAGGUUUCUGGGUGUUUGCUGAGGAAUAUUGCAGGGAAUUCCUGGUGAGGAUAAAUCCAGGGAAUGAACUCUGGGUGGCUUUGGAGCCUUUGGUGCUGCUGCUUUUCCUGGAGUUAAUUCCCAGCUGGAAGGAAAUAUCUGAUAUCCAAUAUCCUGGAUCUCAUAUCCAUUGUCCAAUAUUUAAUAUCCCACAUCCCACAUACAAUAUUUAAUAAUCAAUACCUUAUAUCCCAUAUUUAAUAUCUCACAUCCCAUAUCCCAUAUUUAAUAAUCAAUAUCCCAUAUCCCAUAUUUAAUAUCUCACAUCCCAUAGCCAAUAUUUAAUAAUCAAUAUCCCACAUCCCAUAUUUAAUAAUCAAUAUCCCAUAUCCUGUAUUUAAUACCCCAUAUCUGAUAUCCCAUAUCCAAUAUUCCAUGUCCCAUACCCAGUAGUUAAUAAUCAAUAUCCCAUAUCCUGUAUUUAAUAUCCCACAUCCCAUAUUUAAUAAUCAAUAUCCCAUAUCCCAUAUUUAAUAUCCCACAUCCCAUUUCCAAUAUUUAAUAAUCAAUAUCCCAUAUUUAAUAUAUCACAUCCCAUAUCCAAUAUUUAAUAAUCAAUAUCCCAUAUUUAAUAUCUCACAUCCC
This is a messenger RNA of Parus major (Great Tit), 2613 nucleotides long. Its product is annotated as synaptosomal-associated protein 47-like. The transcript has 2 exons. Gene Ontology annotation, cellular component: plasma membrane; SNARE complex. Gene Ontology annotation, biological process: synaptic vesicle priming; synaptic vesicle fusion to presynaptic active zone membrane; exocytosis. The record is from RefSeq and is a predicted model, not a curated record. NCBI's taxonomy places the organism in Eukaryota, Metazoa, Chordata, Aves, Passeriformes, Paridae. Gene Ontology annotation, molecular function: SNAP receptor activity; syntaxin binding. The coding region runs from base 999 to 2201 and encodes 400 amino acids.